Messenger RNA from Temnothorax curvispinosus, 2422 nucleotides. It is a transcript of the gene slbo, whose product is annotated as CCAAT/enhancer-binding protein. NCBI's taxonomy places the organism in Eukaryota, Metazoa, Arthropoda, Insecta, Hymenoptera, Formicidae. The record is from RefSeq and is a predicted model, not a curated record. Gene Ontology annotation, molecular function: DNA-binding transcription factor activity, RNA polymerase II-specific; RNA polymerase II cis-regulatory region sequence-specific DNA binding. Bases 642 to 1706 code for a protein of 354 amino acids. The transcript has a single exon. Gene Ontology annotation, biological process: regulation of transcription by RNA polymerase II; DNA-templated transcription.
GCAAUGAGGCGCGCCACAUUGAAAGCUUGCGACAUGCCGCCGAGGCGCUCAGUCGCGCGCCAACUCUCGAGUGGGUUUGUUGCUGCCGCAUCGAGUUCUCCCCUUUACUCCCGAGCUUCACGUAGCGGUCUCCUUCCGUGUGUACUCCGAGUGGGCCAAGAUCGCACGGAGACGUAACCGACUGUGCGCGUGGGCGUGAGUAAGCCGCGUUGACGCGGAGCGGACGACGAAAGUUGAAAUAACGUCCACUGGACGAAAAACGUGUGACCGUCGCGUCCUCGGGAUCUCGGAAUAUAUAAUCCGGGGGGACCAUUGAGUAAGUAUUUGGAACAGUGUCAAAAACCGCGACGCGCGCCUUCGAGAAAACGAGAUCCGUUUGUUAUCCAUGACGGUGGCGGUGUGACGGCGAUAGAUACCGAAGAGUACUCUCUCCUCAUCUCCUGCCGGCUCGUCUUGGACGACGUAGUUACGCGCUACGACGGCCGAAGGAGAGGGAGAUAGUUAGUAAUAGAAGCACACAGAGCGAGGCGAGAACGACAACGCGCAGAUCGACGGUUUCUACGCACAAACGGACGCGGAUUGGUACAGGUGGUCGCGGUGAAGUCGCGAAAGGAUUCCCAUCUGUGAUGUGCGCGUGAGCGAUGGCAUCACCAGUCAUGUACGAUUCGGCGGCCCAUCAGGCACAGGCCCAGGGUACGGCUGAUCUGAAGAAGUCCCAGGUGCUCAACAACAACACCAGCAAUCAGAACAACAAUAACGCCGCGACGAACAAUAACAAUUCCGCGCUGCAGAUCAACCACAAUCACAAUCAUCAGCAGCAGCAGAACAGCGCGGUGGUGAAGCAGGUCUCCGGCAGCAAGGCGAGCUUGCAUCAGCAAUACGCCGAGCAUUGCGCCGCCGCCGGCGAGCUUACCGAUCUCAAUGCCCCCGAGAUUUCGCUGGAUCUCCAAAACCUGAUCGACGACAACCAGUUCGGCGAGGGUUUGCUGGACAUGCUCGGUACCAAUAGCGCCAUGAAGCACGUCAGGACGGGCGGCUAUCCGCGCACGACACUCGCCUACAUGCCGCAGCCGGUGCACAGCGGCGCGACCUACCAUCAGAGCAGCAACAGUUGCAGCGACAGUAACAGCUCGAGUUCGGAGUCGCCCAGUAUCAAGGAAGAACCGUUGGAUCCGACGGACUACAGACGCCACUGCCCUCAGUAUCCGCCCGCCGGUUACAGCCCGGUGACGAACAACCCGUUCGCUAACGGUGGCCAGACCUUCACCACCUUGACGCCGUCCACGAUAUCGGCCGGUCAUCCAGGCGCGCCGGUCCAUCAGCCACCGCCACGGGGUAACCCCAUGAAGGGGCCGGUAAUGGCCCAUCAGCAUCACAACGCCGCGAACGUCGCCAGGAAGCAGACCAAGGCCAUCGACAAGGCGAGCGACGAGUACAGACGACGGCGGGAGAGGAAUAACAUCGCCGUGAGGAAGAGCCGCGAGAAGGCGAAGGUGCGAUCGCGCGAGACCGAGGAGAAGGUCAAGCUGCUGGUGAAAGACAACGAUCAACUGAAGAAAAAGAUCGAAAUCCUCAACGAGGAGCUCAACGUGCUCAGGUCGCUCUUCAACACCGGCAUCAACGUCGGCGUCGUACCUGAGCAACUGCACCGCGAGAUCUCCAGGCAUCUCGACCAGUUCCAGCAGCACGCGUGUGGACCCAUGUAGCAGCAGCAGCAGGAGCAGCAGCAGCAGCAGCAGUGCAGCACAGACAUUGCCGCGCAAUUCGAGAUGACACCGUCUUCCGACGACAUUGUCGUUGACUCGCGUCCCUGGGCUAUCAAGUCGCUCCGAUUGUGAGACGAAGUUAGUCGCGUCUUCCGCUUCCUCCCGCGUCUCCCCGCAACAUCGCGUAUGUACAUCUCCGAGGAGAAGCCGUCUUUCGUUCUCCCCGUUUCCCUCUCGCUUGCUCAUUCUCAUCUUUUUCUAUCUCUCAUUUUCCUCCUCCUUUCGGCUUCUACGUCGUCCUUUAUAUCUCACUCGGCUCGGAGCGGCGCGCGAGGCGAACGCACGUGCAUGCGUGCGUGCGUCGUCGUCGUUGCGUCGAGAGCGCCGUGAAGGCGCGAGCGUGGGAGGAAGAAGGAGGGAGUCGACGAAUCGCGUAGGAGGGCGAGCGAGAAGAGCAAGCUACUCUACGCGAGCUUACGACGACCGAGAAACGUCGGCGUGGUUCACGUAAGAACUUAACAUUUCGUUGAAAGAGAAGUGCAACUGCCCGCGGUACACGAGCAGCCCUUUGCUCCGGAGUGCCGUUUGGACGCUGAAAAAAAAACGCGAAAGGGACGCGAACGUCGAUAAAUAAAAACAAUAAAUGACGUGAGGAAUCAAUCGCGUGAUCCGCAAGCAAGCCAUCGUGUCGCGAUCUCCCGAGAUAAUGUCGAGAA